AGGUCCGCAACGUCUCACCGCAGCUUUCCUUUCCUCUUUGUGAGCAUAUUUAUGGACGCUUCACCACCUGCCGGAACUCACUUUCCUACUGUAAUUCUUGGUUCGUAAGAUUAUUUUUGCUGUUUUAGAGGAGUAAGUGUUCGACGUUCUUGCACGACCGCAUACGCCUCUGCUUGUAGCUUUCAUAACUGUUAUUGUUGCGCAUAUUUGAACUGAAUCCAGGCUUAUUACUAUUUAUUACUAUUUAUUAUUUAACUGUUAAAAAGGAUCACACAGAGAAGGCAUGAUGGCGAACGCGGCUGCACUCGCUCGUAUUCCAAGCGAGGAGGAGUACCCGUCGGUGCACCUUCUUUUGCUCGUCACCGGUAGCGUGGCGGCAGUCAAGACCGGGCUGCUGCUCGACCAGCUCUCCACCGAGCGCUGCAACAUCCGUAUUGCGGCCACCAAAGCAGCCUUCCACUUCCUCCGUCGCGCACAGCCAUCCAUGACGGGCAUCCCUUUUCAGAGCAUUAUCACCGACGAACAGGAGUGGAGUGAGUGGCAGGCGAUGAGCGACUCCAUCGUGCACAUCGAGCUGCGUCGCUGGGCCGACCUUGUUGUCGUUGCACCUCUGAACGCGAACACGCUCGCGAAGCUGGCGACAGGGAUUUGCGACAACCUGGUCUCCAGUGUCAUGCGGGCGUGGGAGGUGCGGGCGAAACCGGUCAUUGUCUGCCCGGCCAUGAACUCCGCCAUGUGGACGCACCCUCUCACCGCGACCCAGCUCAGCCAGCUCGAGGUGAUCUACAUGGAUCCGCACGAUAAGGCCGAGUCAACCGAAGAAAAAACAGCAACGCCCAUCGUGGCCACCCCGGCCUCUGCAGCAGCGGCAGCAGGAGUGGUAACCAGUCCACUGCCGGAGGUGGCGGCCGAGCUCUCCCUCCCGGCCACCCUGAAGGAAUCAAUGUUUCAAAUUGUCGGCCCCAUCAGCAAGCGUCUCGCGUGUGGCGACAUUGGCAUUGGUGGAAUGGCCACCGUGGAGGAGAUCGCAGCGCACAUCCGACACACAAUGGAGCUUAUCCGCGAAGACAAGCGGCGCCAAUUCCUCGAGGCACGUGAAAAGGCGGAAGGCGCUGCCGUCCCUGUUGCGGUUGUGGCGAGCCCUGUGCAGCCGGCGAGUGCGCAGCUGGAGACGAAAGCGUGCCCUGUAGUACAGGCGCCUGCACCUGCGAACGCAGCGUGA
Leptomonas pyrrhocoris is the source of this 1222-nucleotide messenger RNA. RefSeq lists its product as hypothetical. Bases 284 to 1222 code for a protein of 312 amino acids. Gene Ontology annotation, cellular component: phosphopantothenoylcysteine decarboxylase complex. The transcript has a single exon. Gene Ontology annotation, biological process: coenzyme A biosynthetic process. The record is from RefSeq and is a predicted model, not a curated record. Gene Ontology annotation, molecular function: FMN binding; phosphopantothenoylcysteine decarboxylase activity. Lineage: Eukaryota; Euglenozoa; Kinetoplastea; Trypanosomatida; Trypanosomatidae.